UGUUUCUGUUUCCUGCAUUGCUGUACUGUGGGAGGGGUUCUGUUUGCACUGCUUUAAAUUGCUGUUUUUUAAGUGGGAAGAUUUAGUUCCUGCUAAUAAAAGCUCCUUUUCGAACAACUUCAGUUUCAAGAGUCCUGCUUUCUUGCAAAGAUUUGGAGAGAACAUUUGCAUUUGCAGAGGAAUAAAUUGUCAGAAAUAUGGAUUCUCCACCAAAUAAACUUCCCCUGUGGAUGACGGAACCAAACAGUGAAGAUAUUGUAGAUGACAAAAAGCAGAAGAAUUCAUUCCAACCAAGUGUCCUGGAAGAUAACCUUCCAUUCUUAGAAUACAACGGCUCUAUCAUCUACAGCUAUAAUGCUGCGGAUUGUUCCUUGAUCUCGGAAGAUAUUCUCAAUACCUUGCCUGUUGGAGCUGUGUUAGGAUUUGACAUUGAAUGGCCAGCCAUUUAUGCUAAAGGGAAGGAAGGAAAAGUUGCCUUAGUCCAGUUAUGCGAGUCUGAAACCAAGUGCUACUUAUUUCACAUCUCUUCUAUGACAAGUUUUCCUGUGGGACUGAAAAGGUUGCUUGAAAAUAACACUAUUAGAAAAGCUGGAGUUGGUAUUGAAGGGGAUAAAUGGAAGCUGAUGCGAGAUUUUGAAAUCAAACUGGAGAAUCUUGUGGAUUUGGGUGACCUUGCUAAUGAAAAGCUAAAAUGUAAGGAGAUAUGGAGUUUAAAUGGCCUUGUCAAACACCUAUUCCACAAACAGCUUGUGAAAGACAAAUUGGUCCGCUGUGGUAACUGGGAAUGCUUUCCAUUAACUGAGGAGCAAAAGCUGUAUGCAGCUACAGAUGCAUAUGUGGGCUUCCUUAUUUACCAAAACCUAAUAAAUUUGAGUAAUGAUAAGCAGAUGCAUAUUUGUUUAAAAACAGAUGGAAAGUUGCUGCCGAAUGAAAUUAAAAAUGAAUUGACAUCUUUGUCCAAGGAGGUGCUAGAUUUGGCUCAUUGUGUUCCUGCUACUUUUCACCAAUCUAUACAUAUUCAAAGUGCAACAGAAAUAUUGGCUGAUAUUUCAAAAAAUAUUAAAGCUCUAAGGGACAUUUUACUUAUUAAAUCUAAUUGCCAAAUGGAGCUGGAAGAGGCUGCCGAUGGAGUAUCUAAAUUGACUUCCAAGAUCAUUUGUAAGUCAGAUCGUAAUAUUGACGACAAAACAGCUGGUGUUCAAAACCCCCAUAUAAAAAAUGAAGAAGAACUUGGUAAGAAAGAUCAUACAGUGGAUGCUUCAGACACAAUCUUUAAAAAAUCUACAGAAAAUGAAUUCUCAAUGUCACUAGACAUAACUGAAUAUGAACUUCAAAUGAUGGAACGUCAGGCUGAGGAAGAAAUGCGACUUGAAGCAGCUGGUAUGCCUGAGAAUUUACAACCUAUAGAAGAUGAUCAUGGUGCCACCAUGGAAAGUGAUUAUGAACUUGAAAUGGAAAUGCUUAAGCUCCAAUCUUUAGAAGACACAGACAAGAGCAAGUUGAAUUCUAACCAGGGGAGUUUAGAGAAGCAAAGUGACCAUGUUGCCGAGGAUGAAGGAGAAGAGGGCAUUGAGGAGGAAGAGGAAAGUUGGGAUUCCAACUUACCUAAACCCAGCAGUAAACAAAUUGCUUGUCUCAAGAAGUAUUUUGGUCACUCAAGUUUUAAACUGGUCCAGUGGAAAGUGAUCUCCUCAGUUUUGCAAGAAAGAAAAGAUAAUCUAGUUGUUAUGGCAACUGGAUAUGGAAAGAGCCUAUGCUUUCAGUUUCCACCUGUGUGCACUGGAGGUACCGGUAUAGUAAUUUCCCCUCUUAUUUCUUUGAUGGAGGACCAAGUACUACAACUCAAAAUGUCAGGAGUUCCAGCUUGCCUCCUUGGAUCAGCACAGUCAAAAAAUGUCAGAGAGGAAAUCAAAGCGGGCCAGUAUAGAGUUGUCUAUUUAACUCCGGAAUUCUGUUCAGGGAAUCUCUUGUGGCUUCAGCAAAUUGACAAAGCAAUUGGUAUCACAUUAAUUGCGGUUGAUGAAGCUCACUGUAUUUCUGAGUGGGGACAUGACUUCAGAAAUUCUUUCAGGUCUUUGGGGUUGUUAAAGAAAACCCUUCCAAAGGUUCCUAUUAUUGCAUUGACUGCAACAGCAAGCUCUUCAAUUAGGGAGGAUAUAAUAGAAUGUUUGAAUUUAAGAAAUCCUCACAUUACUUGUACCAGUUUUGACCGACCUAAUCUAUACCUAGAAGUUAGGCGAAAAUCGGGAAAUAUAAUCCAGGAUUUAUUGCAGUUCCUCAUUCAGAAAGACAAGUCUACAUAUGAAUUUGAGGGCCCCACCAUUGUUUACUGUCCAUCAAGGAAGACUACUGAACAAGUAGCUGCAGAGCUAAGAAAAUUAAAUCUAGUUUGUGGUAUAUACCAUGCUGGCAUGGGAAUCAAGGAAAGAAGAGCUGUCCACCAUAAAUUCAUGAGAGAUGAAAUUCCGUGUAUAGUCGCUACUAUAGCCUUUGGAAUGGGCAUUAAUAAAGCAGACAUUCGGACAGUUAUACAUUAUGGAGCCCCAAAGGAAAUGGAAUCAUACUACCAGGAAAUUGGAAGGGCUGGUCGUGAUGGGCUUCCAGCCUCUUGCUAUGUAUUGUGGACUCCAGCUGACAUGAGCUUCAAUAGACACCUAAUCAGUGACAUACCGGCUGAAAACUUUCGCCUGUACAAACUGAAGAUGAUGGCCAAGAUUGAGGAAUAUCUAUGCUUAAAAAGCUGCAGGCGGAGAAUCAUCUUGUCUCAUUUUGAAGACAAACAACUCCGAAAGGCAUCAAGAGGCAUCAUGGGAACAGAAAAAUGUUGUGAUAAUUGCAGAUCGAGGAACAUUCUUUGUGCUUCGGAAAUUAGCCCUCAACGGAUUUUUGAAGAUUUUGGUCAGCAAGCAAGCAAACUGAUGUCUGCAGUAUGUACUCUAAAGGAGAGAUUUGGCAUGGGGGUUCCAAUAUUGUUUCUCAGAGGAUCUUCUUCUAAGCGUCUCCCAGACAAUUUCCGGAGUUACGCUCUGUUUGGAAGCGGGAAGGAUUGGCCAGAGCACUCAUGGAAGGCAUUGGGCCGACAUCUCAUGCUUGAGGGUUUUCUUAAAGAAGUUUCUGGUCAAAACAAGUUUCAAGUCAUGUGCAUGCUUACUGAGAAGGGUAAAGAUUGGCUCAGUAAAUCAAGACAAGGGCAGACACAAAGCCUUUUCCUUCCAUCUGAUGAGGAGCUAUGCUUAAAGAAACCUACUCCAAGUAAUAAACAAAUCUCUGCAGAAGCAGGACAUGUUUCCAGUACUGGGUUACCUCUGUCAACACUCAGGAAACAGAACACUCCUCUGCAUGAAAUGUUUUCCUAUUCAGAAAUUAGUAAGAGGUCCAGCCAGAGUAUACUUUCAGAUAAAAGUAGUGGCCCUAUGCAGUUAUCACAGCCUUCCACCUCUCUGAGUGAUACAGAAACUGUUAUAUCUGAAAGGGAGAAGGAAUUGCAGACUGUACUGUAUGGCAAAUUAGUGGCAGCCAGGCAGAAACUUGCCAGUGAAAAAGAUAUCCCUCCAGCUGUGCUUGCAACAAAUAAAGUGCUGGUUGAUAUGACUCUGAUAAGGCCUACAACUGUGGAAAUUAUGAAGAGAAUUGAUGGCAUUUCUGAAGCUAAAUCUACCAUGUUGGCUCCUCUUCUAAACAUAAUCAAGGAAUUCUCCCAGACAAAUAAUUUACAGACAGACAUCUUCAAGAAUUCUGGAAUGAGAGAUCAGCCAGAUACAGUCCUUCAGGUGGACAAUGAGUACAACACCCCAACAGAAUCAGGAGAACAUAAAACUUACUCAAGGUUUCAAGAUAAGAGUAGGUUCAUGGAGGAUUCAGUGAAGCCACUUAUUCAGGAAUCUAAUUCUGAAUCCUAUAGAAAUAUAAAGCAGAAUGCUUCAUGUACAGAUUCUUUAUCCUGGAUACAAUGUAAUAAGGAAGAGCAAGUCCUUAAUCCUAAAGAGGAUGUCCAGAGCACUCAGAGUGCUAUCAAAUUGGCUUCAUGGAACCAGAAUUCAGCUAAUGUUGAGGAAGAUCUGUUUACUGAUUCCCAGUCAGAGGUGUUAAGUCAGCCUUCAAAGAGGAAAUUACCAGAGUGGUUUGAAACAUCAAAGGAAAUAAUUCCUCCUGUUAAAGUAUCUAAAAAAUCCAGAGGAGGGAGUAAAGGACUCUUCAGUUGAAACUGGAAAUGGCACAACAAUGUAUUUACAAAUAACAACUUCAUGAAGAUGACAUUCUUCUACUUUAUUGUGAGUUUUCCAUUAACAUCUCUUCCAGAAAAAUUAAUGGGACUUAUCAAACUCUGCAAGUGAGCCCAGGCAAAGAAAGAAGAAAAAGAUUAAUAGUUUAAAUCAGAGUGCACAUUGCACAGAAUAUUCUUCACAAUGUAUGUGUUAUGUAUUGAUGUGAAUUGUUCUUUCUCAGAUUUAAUCACCUAUUAAGGAGGAUAUCUGAACCUGUAUUCAGAAGCAGCUGACUUCUCAAAAAUACAUAAGGUUCCACUUCAAAUACUAUGUUGACAUUUAAGAGAACUGUGUUUUCAUGAAAUGGACAUGCCCAUAUUUUUUAUUUGUAAUACACUAUUUUUAAGGAAGACAUUCCGGUGAAAAAUAAUAUUAAAAAGCAGGAUACCAUGUGCAAUGCUACUUAAUUUUUUAAAAUUGUUAACUUUUUUUCCUUCUCUUGCACUUACUUUUGGCACUUUCCUACAAAAAAUAAAACUUAUUUAUCAUUAAAA
Molecule: messenger RNA, 4759 nt
Organism: Pantherophis guttatus
Lineage: Eukaryota; Metazoa; Chordata; Lepidosauria; Squamata; Colubridae
Source: RefSeq, a predicted model, not a curated record